Carica papaya (papaya) is the source of this 2116-nucleotide messenger RNA. Its product is annotated as P-loop containing nucleoside triphosphate hydrolases superfamily protein. The record is from RefSeq and is a predicted model, not a curated record. NCBI's taxonomy places the organism in Eukaryota, Viridiplantae, Streptophyta, Magnoliopsida, Brassicales, Caricaceae. Gene Ontology annotation, molecular function: ATP binding; RNA binding; RNA helicase activity.
CUUGUAUAUAUUUCACUCGCUGCCUUGGAAGAAGAUUUUGAGAAAACCAGUCCUCUCGAUGUACAGUUCGCUUCUGCUUGUCUACUUUAAAUCGCAGGCGACAGAGCCACAAUGGUGGUUCGGUUAGUGUCUUGAGGGAAAUCGUCACCUUUAAGCUUUAAAUGCGUUCAGUUUUCGUUGAUUCUCAAGCACUGCUCAGAUCAGUUGUUUAAACAAGUUUCUUCGUAAGUGAAUAAUAAAAGGAAAAAGAUGGCCUCAUUAAUGUCAACUCGAUUGCUUCUUCUUGCUGGGGAGUCGUUACCUUUCCGAAAGUCAGUACCUCUUUCCAGAAUAACUUGGUGCUGCCAUAGUGUACGUUUUGUGUCUCGAGUUGUUCAUGAUCAUGGGCCUCUCACUCUUGCAAGCCUUGCGUUCAAGAGUUUUGAACAAACAAAUGAGAGAGCAACGACUAAACUUGAGAAACUGGUUUCUUCUACCCAAGUCCCCAAAAGCAAAGUGAAAGCUGUUGGGAGCAGCGGAAGCAAGGCUGUCAGAGCUAAAAUACCUGUUGAAAUAGACCCUUCUUUAUUUUCAGCAAAAUCAUUUUCUGAGCUUGGCCUCCCUCGUCUUCUGUUAGAGAGGUUAGAAUCCGAAGGCUUCACAAUUCCCACUGAUGUUCAAUCUGCAGCUGUUCCUACAAUUCUCAAGGGUCAUGAUGUUGUAAUUCAGUCUUACACGGGGUCUGGAAAAACCCUGGCCUAUCUCCUCCCUAUAUUGUCUCAAGUUGGCCCACUGAUGAAUAAAUCUUCCAGUUUUGAUGAUGAAGCUGGGAAGAAAACAGAUCAUAUAAAGGCUGUUAUUGUGGCUCCAUCAAGGGAGUUGGCAAUGCAAAUUGUAAGGGAGGUUGAGAAACUGCUAGGACCUGAAAACAGGAAAGUAGUUCAGCAACUUGUAGGAGGUGCAAACCGAUCUAGGCAGGAAGAAGCCCUCAAGAAAAACAAGCCAGCAAUUGUUGUUGGAACGCCUGGUCGGAUAGCAGAGAUCAGCACAGCUGGGAAGCUUCACACUCAUGGUUGUAAUAUUUUGGUCUUAGAUGAAGUUGAUGAGCUUCUCUCCUUUAAUUUCCGUGAUGACAUGCAUAGAAUAUUAGAGCAUGUAGGGAGGAGGUCGGGUGCCCCACUUCAACCUAAGAGCCAGCAUUCUCAGAGGGUUGAACGACAGACAGUUUUGGUGUCUGCAACAGUGCCAUUUUCAGUAAUUAGGGCAGCUAGCAGCUGGGGCCGUGGCCCACUUCUUGUUCAAGCCAAAAAAGUGAUCCCACUUGAAUCCUUUGCAAUAUCUCGGCCUGUUAAUUUGUCAGGGCCAUUGACCACAGAGACAAAUUAAGUGGAGGCACAAACGGCAAUCCAGAGCCUACCUCCAGCUUUGAAGCAUUACUAUUGCGUGACAAAAUUGCAACACAAGGUUGAUGCAUUAAAAAGAUGUGUUCACGCACUUGAUGCACAGUCUGUAAUAGCUUUCAUGAACAACACUAGACAGCUAAAAGAUGCAGUCUUCAAGCUAGAGGCUCGAGGAAUGAAAGCGGCAGAGCUACAUGGGGAUCUUGGAAAGCUUGCUCGGUCUACAACAUUGAAAAGAUUCAAGAGUGGGGAGGUGAGAGUUCUAGUAACAAAUGAGCUAUCAGCAAGGGGUUUGGAUGUGGCAGAUUGUGAUCUUGUGGUUAAUUUAGACUUGCCCACUGACUCAAUUCACUACGCACAUCGGGCAGGCCGAACAGGUAGGCUUGGCAGGAAGGGUACUGUGGUCACAAUAUGUGAGGAACCAGAAGUUUUUGUUGUGAAGAAGUUGCAAAAGCAGCUUGGAGUCCCCAUUCCAGCUUGUGAAUUUACCGAGGGAAAGCUUGUUGUCACCAAAGAAGAGAAAACUUCAGAUGCUGCAAGGUGAUACCUAUUCGGUUCUUUGGAUUUAUCAUCUCUGAAUCUAAAGAAUUAAUCAGAUAUUCAAGGUCGCUUCGUGAUUUAUUUUUUUUCUCAAGCUAGGUAAAAGAUUACAGGCCAUGUCAGUAUCUGUAUCUAUUAGGAAUCAAAUUUGCAUACAUUUCUGUGAAGCUUGAUAUAUGAUAUUGCCUUGUGAUAAA